AUGAGAGCUGAGAAAGCAGAGAAAUCACUGGCAGAGAAAAUGGAUAAAAUCGACUUUUUACAGAAACAUUUCAAGGAAUCGGAUACGAAGAACAAGAAGAUGAUUGCAACACUGAAAGAUGAAUUUAAAGCAAAAGAUCGGGAUUUCAAGAAGAACGAAUCUGAACUGAUUCGCGCAAAGGAAAAGAUGUCUGCCCUUGAAGAAAAAAUAACCACAAUGAAAUCUGACUUCAAAGCCAAGGAAGCUAAAACACAGGAAGUCCAGGACAAUAAAACCCAGAUUUUCGAGGAAAAAAUAAACGAUCUGCGAACCCGAUUAAAGUCCAAAGAUGAUGACUACAACGAACUUUCCAAAUCCUUGAAAAUGGAAAAAAAUGAAAAUGAGUUAAAAUGUCAGGAAAUUGAAUCCUUGAUGAAGAUAAAGGAAGAGCAAAGUCUUGAACUCCAAUUAACAAAGAAUAAUCAUAUUCAGUAUCUGAAGGAACUAGAUCGGGAGGUCCAGCUCAAGGAGGAGAAGUUUACAGAGCAUAUUUCAACCUUGAACCAAACCGUGUGUUGUAAGGACGUAAAGCUGAGAGAAUAUCAGGAGAAGCUAGAACUAUCUCAGGCUGAUGGUAUUCAACUAAACUCUCAACUAAAAAUAUUAAAUUCUCAACUGGAAGAACUGGAGGCCAAUAAACUUGAAUUAAACUCUAAAAUUGAGAGUUUGGUUUCUGUUAUUUCGGAGAGAAAUGAAACCAUUUCCAACCUUGGAGAAAAUAUCGAACAUAAAACUAAGGAAAUUGCUGUAAGAGAUAAAAAUCUUGAAGAUGCCGAGGAAAAGAAUAAAAAUCUGAAAAACGAGGUUUCCCGUCUUAAGGUUGAAUUGGCAGUGGAGAAGGAAAAUCAUAUCAAGAAUAUAAAUGAGAAAGAUGAAACUAUCAUGAACCGAGACAACAAGAUAUCAGAGCUAACGGAGUCCUUAAACCAGGCCCAGGAUACAAUCUCUAAACAAACCAUAGAUAUUGAACAACUGAAUGCUACCCUCCAGUCUAAAGAUGCUUGUAUUGCCAGUUUGGAACAAAAUAUUUCUGAUUUGAAAACUAACCUUCAGGAGACUAUUGAUAAAUACAACCUGGAGAUAUCUGAUCGACGAACAGAAAUCCAAGAUCUGAAAUUGAAAAUCUCAAAUUUAGAAAAGGAUAAAUUGAACCUGAACUCAACUAUCACUGAACUAGAGAAACUGGUUCAAGAGUUGAGAGAAAGAUUAGAAUCCCUUGAACUAGAAUUAAAGGAACGAACGAAAGAGUUUGAAGAUAAAGAAUCUGAAUUAAACUGGGUUUAUCAACAGAAACUAGAACAUGCUUCAGGAGAGACCCAGGAGAAGGUUGAGAUCUUGAAGGAGCAGGAGGAGAAGAUGACCAAGCUACAACUAGAUCUUUUAUCUGCAAUCAAGAGCGGAGAGGAGAAAGAUCUGGAGAUUUUUAAGAAAGGCGAUGAUAUUCGUAAGCUAGAGAGUAACCUGGAGGUCUCAUUAUCUGCAAUAUCUACCAAGGAUAAGGAGUUACAACACAAACAUGCAGAACUUGAAACCUUAAACUCUAGACUGCAGAGAACCUGCCAGGAUCUUAAUAUUCAAGAAAACAAGUUAAAGGAGCGAACCCUGGAGUUGGAGUGUGUAACCAAGGACCUGGAGAACCUGCAGGAAGAAGGGUCCAGGAAGGAGAAGGAGUUGAACAACCUUCACACCAUGCUACAGGAGGCGGAGAGGGUUAAUACAGAGAAGACAAUAUCUCUUACUAAACUAGAAUCUGAGUUGUCAGGGUUAAAGAGAGAGGUUGAAAUAUCCCAACGUGAAACUGAGGACCGAAGUAUGCAGUUGAAGGAGACUAUGGAGAAACUUAAAACUGUCCGAGGCACUCUACAGGACGCAACAGAGGUUAAUACAUACAAGGCCAAGGAACUUAAAGAAAAGGAAAUGGAGUUAAAACGCUUAGGAGAAACUCUCAAAGCUUCUCAGGAGGAGAACGAGGAAAGAAAGAAAUUACUUGAGGUGAAAGAGAAACUUCUAGAGGAAACCUUGAAGAAUCUGGAGAUUUCUGACAAGGAUUCACAAGAGAAAGCAAAUAAACUGGAGGAGAAAGCUGUUGAGCUGGAGAGAUUGAAGGAGAGACUUGAGAAGGCUCACGGUGACAUCAAAACCCGAGAUGCAGAGAUCGAUCAAAAAGAAGGUUCCAUCAGAGGACUGCAAACUGAAAUCAAGAUUGCAAAAGAGGAAAUAACAGCAAAGACAUCACUUUUAAUGAAUAAAUCUGAAGAACUGGAGAGGAUUAGUUUAAAACUACAGAAAACUAACGAGGAGUUGACCCAGGUGACAGAGGAUCUUCAGGUGAAGAAUCAUGAUUUCGAGAAUAAGGUUGAGGAGUUAAAGAUUAAAGAAGAGGAACUGUAUCAUCUCCAACAGCUUCUGGAUUCUGCAGAACAGUAUAAUAAACAGAAAGAAGAAGAAUUAUCUGAGAGGUCGGAGCAGCUUAAAGGUAUAACUGAGGAGUUAAACAGGACAAAUCUGAACCUGAAGGAGAGGGAGGUUAUAUUGAAAUCCCUGCAACUAGAGCUAGAUAUGAUCAAAGCUAAACUUAACGAUGCACAGUCAGAGAACAGUUCUAAAGAAGGAAACAUUGUUAAGACAAAGGAAGAAUUGAAUCAUUUCAAAACUAAACUAUCAGAAGCAGAGCAGGAGAUAUUGGAGAAGGAAAAACUGUUAAAGGAUCAGGAAAAUCUUCUCAGUGAGUCUAAAUUAUCCUUAGAAGAGGCCCAUAAAGAAAUCAAGAGAAAAGACACUCAACUUCAACUACGAAUUGAGGAGUUAAACACGAUCAAAUUAAACUAUGACAAUGCUAGAGAAGAAAUAUCAAGGAAAGAGUUGGAUAUACAAGAUCGAGAUGAAAAAUUGAUCCUAAUAGGACAGCAGCUCAUACAAGCACAAGAGGAGAACUCUAGUAAAGAAGAAACUCUUCAAGAAAAAGAAAAAAUGUUAAGUGUAACACAAGAUCAACUCCAUUCAGCUAAAACCGACCUGGUGGCAAAAGAAACCCAGCUAAAAUCUCUCGAGGAAGAAUUGGAGAAAAGAAACCAAGAGAUCCAAGAGGUUCAGGAUGAACUUGAGAGAACAACUAAGGAGUUUGAGAAAACCGAAGAGGAACUGGAGAAGUUGAGAGAGGAGAAGGAUAGUAUCCAGGUAGCAGAUGGAGCUCCGGGUCUUAAUAAAUGCGAAAAGGAUGGGUGUACAAUGUGUCCGUAUAUUUCUCCAGCUGUUGAAGCGAAAUCAACAGUCACAGGCCAGUCUGUUCGAAUCAACUGUCACGUGGACUGCAACACCCGACAUCUUGUUUAUCUAAUCACGUGCACAAAAUGCAAGAAACAGCUGGUAGGGCACACACAGCGCAGCUUAUCAGAAGCUUUCUCAGAGCAUCUUAACAUUGUUAACAACAGGAUCACAAACCAACCGACCGGUCGACAUUUCACUCUUCCAGGACAUAAUCCCGGGCAUAUGAGCAUCAUACCCAUUGAGAAGGUGUUUAACAAGAGCAAGGACAGUUUAAAGCAGAGAGAGAGCGAAUGGAUCAAGGAGUUUGGAACCCUGGUUCCAAGAGGGAUGAAUAUCAAACCUUAAAUGGAUGGAUUGGGAUAAAUUAUAAUCAAAACAAUUGCAACACGAUAAAAAGAAAAAUAUGUUGAUAAUAAUCAGGACUAUCCUAGAUAGAAAUUAAAUCAAAUAAAUUUUCCAGAGGUGUUAA
Eurytemora carolleeae is the source of this 3775-nucleotide messenger RNA. RefSeq names its product ELKS/Rab6-interacting/CAST family member 1. Gene Ontology annotation, molecular function: protein binding. The record is from RefSeq and is a predicted model, not a curated record. NCBI's taxonomy places the organism in Eukaryota, Metazoa, Arthropoda, Copepoda, Calanoida, Temoridae.